CCGAUGGCGUCACCGCCGUGCUGCGGGCCCGGCGGGAGGGCAGACCGGCGCGCUGCGGACAGCUAAGGGCCGCGGGAGGGCAGGCCCCAGUCGGGAGCUCCGUGGUGUGGUAUGAGCGGCUGCGCUUCGCGGGGCGUCUGCGGCUGACUCAGGCUGCCGGGGUGCGGUUUCGGCGCUGGGCGCUCUGGUAGCCAAGCUCUUCCCUCAAGCCCGGCGGAUGGGCCCGGCCCGGCCCGAAGAUGUCUGGAAGGUCCUCUGGAAGGGAGGCGGCACCGGCAGGGGUUACAGAUUGGUUGGCGCAUUCAUUUGAUGACUUCUUUGGAAAUGCAAAUACUCCUAGUGUUGUUCCUGUGAAGCCACUUCGAGGCAAAUCUGGAAGGAAUUGCCAGCAACAGAAAGACCUGUGUUCUGUGCCAGAAAGUAGCAAAACCAAAGUUCUACCCAGGAAAAGAGCAAAGUCGUCUUCAGUAGAUCUGCCUUCUAGCAAGUCCAGACUAAACCAGAGCUCUUCUCAAGAUGAGCCAUGGGUAGAUAGAUACAAACCUGAAACUCAGAAUGACCUUGCUGUGCAGAAAAAGAAAAUUGAAGAAGUUGAAACCUGGUUAAAAAUGCACAUAUUUCAGAGGCAACCAAAGCAGGAUGCUUCUGUUUUGCUGCUGACUGGUCCGCCUGGUUGUGGGAAGACUGCAACUGUACAAAUACUAGCAAAAGACCUUUGCAUUCAAGUGCAAGAAUGGAUCAAUCCGAUAUCUUCGGACUUUACAAAAGAAGACUUCAGAAAUAUUUUUAGCUAUGACUCAAAUCUCCCUAUGUUUCCAAGUCAGGCCCAAGCAGCUGUCUUUCAAGAUUUUCUGUUAAGAGCAAAUAAAUAUAACAAACUUCAGAUGCUUGGGGAGUCCCCAGAAAAUGAUAAAAAACUUAUUCUCGUUGAAGAUAUGCCUAACCAAUUCUAUCGAGAUCCCAGCAGUCUACAUGAAAUUCUCAGGAGGUUUGUUCGUACAAGUAGAUGUCCUCUUAUAUUCAUAAUCUCAGAUAACUUCAGUGGGGAUACCAACCAGAAGUUACUAUUCCCAACAGAACUUCUAGAGGAGCUGUGUAUAUCCAGUAUUAGUUUCAAGCCCAUUGCACCAACAAACAUGAUGAAAGUUCUUAACCGAAUAGCUGCAACAGAAGCUAGUAUGAACAGAGAAAAGAACCAUGCUUUCGAUAGAACCUCUCUGGAGUUGCUUUGCAGAGGUUGUUCAGGUGAUAUAAGAAGUGCAAUAAACAGUCUUCAGUUUUCUUCAAUGCAAGUCUGCUCAUUGGAGAAAGAGUUUUGGUCAAGGAAAAAAAGAAGCUCUACACUAAAAUGUGAAGCAGAAGUAUCUAAACUAAGAAAGAAAAAUAAAUCUGAUACAUCAGAAGACCAUGAGAUACAAGCUAUCGGUGGCAAAGAUGCUUCCAUCUUUCUUUUCCAUGCUUUGGGGAAAAUAAUUUACUGCAAAAGAGAACCAACGUCAGAAUCAGAAUUCCCACAGCUGCCUGCCCAUUUAUCAGAAUAUCAUCGAGACACCUUACUUAUUCAGCCUGAGGCUAUCGUGGAAAAAUCACAUAUGUCUGGAUCCAUGUUUAAUUUAUACCUUCACCAGAACUACGUAGACUUCUUUUCUGAUAUAGAUGAUGUAGUGAGAGCCAGUGACUAUUUGAGCAUUGCAGAUAUCCUUUGUAGCAAUUGGAAUACACGGUUGGAGAUGGAAAAAUACAGUGCAUCUGUGGCUACCCGAGGGGUGAUACAUUCGAAUACAUCCAGAGCCUUUGCCCACCACCAAGGAGGCAUGGGAUUCCGGCCUUUACAUAAGCCUCAGUGGUUCUUCAUCAAUAAAAAGUAUCAAGAAAAUUGCCUUGCUGCAAAAUCACUCUUUUCAAGCUUCUGCUUACCACCUGAGUGCCUUCAGACUGAGCUACUGCCUUAUCUUGCUUUGUUAGCAAAUCCAAUGAGAAACCAAGCUCAGAUUGCUUUUAUCCAGGAUGUUGGGAGGCUACCACUGAAAAGACACUUUGGGAGGUUAAAGCUGGAAACACUUACCGAUAAAGAUCCUGGGAUACCAGACAUAUUUGUGACCUCCGAAGUGGACCCUGCUGAUGUGCAUGCUGUGGAGGCAGCUGCACAGAUGGAGAAAAGCACAGCGAAUGAGAAGGGAUUGGAUGGAUUAAUUCUCUCUUCUAGCCAGUGCAGUGGAAGUGAACUGCCUUGCAGUCAGCCUCAGCCUGUGACAUCUCAAGCAAUCAUGGAGGAAGAAGAAUUAAAAAUAGAGGAGUAUGAUAGUGACUGAGUACAAGAAAGUGUCAACCACCACUUUGCCCAAACAUGAAUAUGCUAUGAAGGCCUUUACUGAGGAGAGCAUAGUCAGCACAAUGUACCCCUUUAGCUACUUGGGUGGACUAGGAGGCCAAGUCUAAACCUACUCUAUCAGCACAAAGACAACUCUCCUCGGCUUCCUUUUAACAGGAUCAGGCCUAUGCUGAAUGCUAAAUUACAAGUUGUUCUUUGCUUUUUCUGAGCCAUCAAAUAACCUACAGUGCUAAAACUAGAAUAAAUGGUUACUGAAAUCAGUUUGAAAAAGACUGUAAAUAAGCAGUGUCACUCUUAAGUUAUUUUUAUUUUUUACACUUUUUAAUUUAGUUUGCAGUUGUACAGUGUGCUUCCUGAGGACAUACUUGAUAAGCUGUCAUCAGCAUUUGGAGGUUUUACUCAAAUUCAUACUUGCAGAAGCUUAGCCCUUCUGAAAGAAGAUACUGAAGUGUACAUGUAAAAAGUCUGAUAGACCAUGGUGAUGCUGUAAAUAAAACUCCUGUAUUAAUACUGUUUUGUAUUCUGCCACAGAUUUUUAUGUGUUUGUAAAUCGAACAUAUAUUGUACAACAGAUCAUUUGGGAUUCCUUUUUGAAAGAUACUUUCAUAACUUACAGAAGGGAAAAUACAACAAUCAAGCAGAAGUCCUUCUCAUCGUUUCUCUCCCAUAGGAAGUUAAGGGGAUAGUGUGCAUUUUUUUUCCUUAAACGGUAGUGGUACUGAGUGAGUAAUCCUGAGUUUGUUAACUCUCACAUGAGAGAAGUAUACUGUAGCUGUUUAAUACUUCAGUGUUUGUCAGUAGCUGAAGUUGGUCCAUGCUACUCUAACAUGUUUCUGUGUUUAGUGAUAACCAGAGGACUAAGAUAAAAGCAACCCAAACAACUUAGAAUGUGUGUUGUAUGUUUGCGUUUUUGCAGUUUAGGAGACAAAACCAUUGUUUAACCACUAUAAUGUUGGAAUUAGCACUGCUAUUAAAGAGUUCAGGUUUGUCCUCCCUCAA
Molecule: messenger RNA, 3331 nt
Organism: Pogoniulus pusillus (Red-fronted tinkerbird)
Lineage: Eukaryota; Metazoa; Chordata; Aves; Piciformes; Lybiidae
Gene: RAD17
Product: RAD17 checkpoint clamp loader component
Exons: 16
Coding region: 240-2312 (690 amino acids)
Biological process (GO): DNA repair; mitotic DNA replication checkpoint signaling; DNA damage checkpoint signaling
Cellular component (GO): nucleus; Rad17 RFC-like complex
Molecular function (GO): chromatin binding; DNA clamp loader activity
Source: RefSeq, a predicted model, not a curated record